Betta splendens (Siamese fighting fish) is the source of this 2307-nucleotide messenger RNA. RefSeq names its product transmembrane protein 42. The coding region runs from base 142 to 612 and encodes 156 amino acids. The record is from RefSeq and is a predicted model, not a curated record. NCBI's taxonomy places the organism in Eukaryota, Metazoa, Chordata, Actinopteri, Anabantiformes, Osphronemidae. The transcript has 3 exons.
UGACUGCCACCGGACGGAUAUCGGCAGAAAGUGCAGGGGAAACGUGCCCAGUGACACACACAACCAUGCAGGCAGCGGAACCCGGACCAGCAGAAACGUAAGGAUGGAUUAGAACGAUGUGCCGCGGCUGUCGUCACCAACAUGUUCCCGGGAGUUUUCUAUGCACUGCUGGCGGGUUUCCUCGGGGCCGUGGCGUCGUCUUCGGCCAAACUGUCCCUGGGAGCCGACUACCUGAAGGGAGUGUGUGAGACCGGACUCCGGACGUGGGGAGAGCAGCGGAAAUUCAGACAGGCGGACGAAACCACGGCGUGUGACCGGCUUCACAUCCCUCUGAGGCUGCUGUGCGGCGGGCUGCUCUUCACCUGCAACGCUGUGAUGUGGACCUUCCUCGAUAAGGCUCUCAGGUACUCCUCUUCCUCCACCCGAACCACUGUGACCACCACCGCCUCCAACUUCGUAUCUUCCGCGUUCCUGGGCCAGCUGCUCUUCGGCGAAGCCCAGAUCACGCUGUGGUGGGUUGGGAUCUCCCUGACGUUCUCCGGCCUGUUGGUGCUGCAGAGGGUCUCCCCACAGGACGCACAGCGGAACUCCGUCGCCUCAAAGGAUGAAUAAUACGUCAUAGUGAAGUUUGUUCUUUUACAAAAGUACAUGAACAUGAAUAGGAUUGUUUUCCUGUACUACAGUGAAAGAAACCAAGGAGUUUCUAUUUGUAUUCAAUUAAUGUUUCCACUUAUAAGUAAAAUGCCCCUUUGAUUGAAACACAAACGUUUUUAUAUUUGGAUCUAAGUCCGUCAGAGCCAGCUGCUGAUUGGCUUAGCUUUAAACACAAACUAAACCAUUUUCCAAAAGUAUAAAAAUGAACCAUCCAGCAUCAGAGACAUCCUAAAAACUAAUAUUAGCUUUUGAUCUGUUUUUGUGUAGAAGGGCUGAGUCCUACUGUUUGUAGUUGUCAUGCUAAGCUAACCUAAGCUAAUAGCUGCUGGUUCUCUGACACAAAAUAGUAUCAAUCUUAAGAAACGACAAUUUAGGGUUUAAUUUUGACAGAUGUAUCUGCAUGAUGCUGCCACAAUCUGCACGUGCGUUAUCUAAUGCUGGCCAAGUUAACUUUAAUGACACUCACUGUAACCGCCCUACGCGGACUGCAUUUGCAUGCUGACGUCAUAGAUUAGGCACUGAACCAAGUGAUAAGUAAUAAUUCCACUAAGGUAGCGCUGCUCAACGGCUCUUCGCUGGUAAGAUUUCGCUCUCCGUCUGGGCCUCGUGCUUUUUGACCCGACAGCUAGGACGCGGCUGGUCCAUCGUAUAGCAGAUGCGUGCAUGUGCCUGUCGAGGCCUGAGCUCCACUAUCUCACACCAAAGCGUCUAAAAUCACAGCCGCCUCCUUAAGUUAGUUAGUUGGGGAUUCACGGACGCAUUAGCUCCAUUAAACGCUCCCUCUUCACCCCUGGAGCUGUGAGCGAGCGUGCAAUAACGUUACACCUCCUUUAAAUGUCAUAACACUGUGAUAUGUGAAUUAUGAUUAGUCGCAUCAGUAAUUGAGCAAAGGAAACGACUACACGCUACCAAAGGAGUGUUAGUAUUCGAUAAGUAGGUCCAUUGUGGCAUGACAUCAAUCACUCUUUGCUGUUUGGAUACAUAUCAUAAUAUAAAGGCGUAACGGUAGCUAUUACACCUCGGUACUGUCCCACAGCAGCAGUGCACAAAUAUGACCCAUGUCCUUCCAGCUGCUGCUGCUGUCUGGGCUUGGUAUCGUGUGAUGUGGCGUGUAUCCCUACCAAUGUGACGACGCGACCACACACAUGCCUCUGCAUGUGAUCUGGGAUUCUGAGUGUGAGGCGUUAAUCACAGUAGACGUUAGACAUUUUGGGGAAACGCGCGUUCCCUUAACGUCCAUUUACCGUCAAAUGUUUGCUUUGGCGUCUGAAGAUGUUUCGGUGCCUGGUUGUUCUCUGCAUCUACCUGUGAACCCGCGCUCACUGUAACUCUGGCUGUAGCCUCGUGUGUAGGCCUGUGGCCACAGCAUGGUGCGCACGUGAAGAAAUACCAGAACAAAACAAUGCGACCGAACUGAAAUAAAAGCAUAAAUCUGAAACCUGCGGCCGUCGGUUUAGUCUGGAGGCUCCUGCAAGAACACGUGAAAAGUCAGUUUGCCCUGAUAUGAACAACUCAUAAUGUGUCUUAAAAAAUGAUGUGAUAAAAACAUUUGUAAAACUGUAAAUAUCUUCUGUUUAUAACAAACACUAGAGAGGAGGCGUCAUCAAAGAAGAAACACUGGUAAAUUAUUAAAUAAACAUCUCAUGUGACAAA